AUGAUGCGGAAGAAUAUACAAUUUAUCAGUCUUAACAACCGGAAAAAACGUUAUUAUUUGAUAGUUUAUCGUCAACGCAGAAUGCCAGUACUUCCACACUGGAAAUUGACGUAUUUCAAUGGACGAGGACGAGCUGAAACCAUACGUUUGCUGUUUGCACAGGCAGCUGUCCCGUAUGACGAUAUACGUAUUGAACGUGAACAAUGGCCAGCAAUGAAAGAUGAUUGUAGAGAAGACGAUGUUGUUGGAGUACUGAUGACGGCUUAG
This is a messenger RNA of Enterobius vermicularis (human pinworm), 267 nucleotides long. The record is from the annotation of a GenBank genome assembly. Lineage: Eukaryota; Metazoa; Nematoda; Chromadorea; Rhabditida; Oxyuridae.